Molecule: messenger RNA, 2519 nt
Organism: Catharus ustulatus (Swainson's thrush)
Lineage: Eukaryota; Metazoa; Chordata; Aves; Passeriformes; Turdidae
Gene: TCERG1L
Product: transcription elongation regulator 1 like
Exons: 13
Coding region: 1-1803 (600 amino acids)
Cellular component (GO): nucleus
Molecular function (GO): RNA polymerase binding; transcription coregulator activity
Source: RefSeq, a predicted model, not a curated record
AUGCUCCCGGCCGCCGCCCCGCGCCCUCCGCCGCUGCUGUGGCCGCCGCCCGCCGAGCCCCCCGCUCCCCCCUGGGCCUGGGUGCUGCCCGCGGCCGCGGGGCUGCUCCGGGUGAGCGCUGCCACCGCCGGGGCUCCGCCACCUCCGCCGCCACCUCCGCCACCACCGCCCCCGCUGCUGCUGCCGGCCCCCGCGCUGCUGCGGGCCGGGCCGGGCUGGCGCGGCCCCGCCGAGCCCCCGCUGCUGCCGCUGCUGCCCGGGGAGCCGCUGCUGCACGGCCAGUGGAUAUUUGGAGCUCAUUCGCCGGUGGUGGGAUUUUCCCCUUCCUCCAGCGUGGAAUUGGUGCCGGUGUUCCCUCCCGUGUACACAGGCACGGUGCCUCCCGCCGGGAAGGGCUGGAUUGAGAAGAGGCUGCCCAGCUGCAAAAUCUACUUGAACAAUGCCUUUGCCCUGGAGUCGGCCUGGCUGCAGCCUGAGGAGCCCAGGCUGUUCCAGGGGGCUGAGAAGCCCGUGCUGCUGAGCAAUCCAGUGGCCAUGGCUGUGGCCAGGCCAGCUGCAGCCUCCAGGCCACUGCCCACGCUCCUCCUGGCCCCUCAGCUCAUCCCAGGUGGUUGCCAGAACAGCCUUAAAGCCAUGGGUGCCACUCAGAGCCUGGCCCUGGUGUCCCUGGAGCCCGAGCCCCCCCAGGGCCCCCCGGGGCCGAGCCUGCAGCCAUGCCACCUCCUCAGCUUGUCCCCCAUCAAAGUCCCUCUGCUGGCCUCGCCCUUCCCAGGUUCUGCCUCCAGGCUGGACGCUGCCGUGGGCCCCCUGGUGCCAGCACAGGUCACCCGUGUCACCGCCGUGUCCGCGCCCGGCGUCACCCUCCUGGCCACCAACCUGAUGGAGCAGGCACGAGCAGAUCGUGGCAAGGAAUCGAGCAGAGGCUCCUGCCCCCCGGCGCUGAUCCUGCACGCCGAGAGGAAGAGUGUCCCCCCGGGCAGUGACAGGGACAAGGACCCCUCCUUCAAGCUGCUGAGCGAGGCUGACGGCGCUUCCAAGGGGAACAAGCCGGUGGCAUCCACCCCAGUGCCAGGAUCCCCGUGGUGUGUGGUCUGGACUGGAGAUGACCGCGUGUUCUUCUUCAACCCCAGCAUGCAGCUGUCGGUGUGGGAGCGGCCGCUGGACCUGCGGCACCGCGGGGACAUCAAGCGGCUGCUCGAGGACCCCCCGCACAAGCGCAAGCUGGAGGCUGCAGCAACAGACAAAUGUGUGAGCUCUUGUCCAGGGGAUGAAAAUGAUGAUCUGAGCAUCAAAACGAAGAGAAAUAAAACAGAGCCGUGCCAGGCUGCGGGCGGCGCUGAGGAGGAGCAGGGAGGGGAGGAAGGCUCGGCCCCACGCAUCUCACCGCCCCUGGAGGAGAGGAUCACCCACUUCAGGGACAUGCUGCUGGAGAGAGGGGUGUCGGCGUUCUCCACCUGGGAGAAGGAGCUGCACAAGAUCGUGUUCGACCCGCGCUACCUGCUGCUCAACCCCGAGGAGAGGAGGCAGAUUUUCGAGCAGUUUGUCAAGACCCGGGUCAGGGAGGAGUACAGAGAGAAGAAGAACAAGUUGCUGUUGGCCAAGGAAGAAUUCAAGAAGCUUCUGGAAGAGUCCAAGUUAUCCCCAAGGACAACCUUCAAGGAAUUCGCAGAGAAGCACGGCCGGGACCAGCGCUUCCGCCUCGUCCAGAAGAAGAAGGACCAGGAGCAUUUCUUCAACCAGUUCAUCCUAAUUCUCAAAAAGAGGGACAAGGAGAACAGGAUAAGGCUACGGAAAAUGAGAUAAAAGCAGCUGGAAGUGGCAAUAAAGGCGGUGGCUGCGGGAGGGGACCCCAAGGAAGGAAGGAUGGGACGCUCGGGGUCCAGCAGCAGCUCCAGGAUGGGAGAUCCCGAGGGAAAAGUGCCCUGAAAGAGCUGGGGGAGCUCCCAGGGCAGCUGGGGAGGCUCUGCAGCAACACAAGGAUCUGUGGUUCUCAAAGAAUUAAUGUUUCAUAUUGAAGCUCUCUUUUGUACAACAUCCCCAGUUUGAUGCAUUUCUAAUUGCCAUGAUAUGUCGAUCCCUUAAUUGUUUUAAUUAUGCAAAUUACUUGUAAUAUACACAAGUUAUGACUCCGAUGCAGAUUUAUAAUUAAGCAGAAGCAGAUGCCAUCCAGAGCAAUCUCAAGGCAUUUCCAUCAUUUCGGGGAAUUAUCUCAAGCAAUCUUUUGGCAACUCUGCCUUUCCACCAAGUGUGUGGGGUCUGCAGGACCCGCUCCCGCUGCUCAUCCGUCUCUGUCCCGUGCUCUGAGUAGUAGUAAUCAGCUAUUAAUUAAUUAAUUGUUCAUCUUGGUGAAGAGUGUGGAAAUCUUGGCACAUGUUCCGAUCCAGAACUUCCAGCCCCAGUUCUGUGGUGAAGCCAUCCCAGUCGGAUUUGGGUUCUGUUCCUGUGCGUGGAGAGUCUGCAUGAGAUUUUUCUCAUCAUAUUUGUACAAAUAAAUAUUUAACUUUUGUAAUUAAGAAGCA